Aspergillus neoniger CBS 115656 is the source of this 464-nucleotide messenger RNA. RefSeq lists its product as uncharacterized. The transcript has a single exon. Lineage: Eukaryota; Fungi; Ascomycota; Eurotiomycetes; Eurotiales; Aspergillaceae. The record is from RefSeq and is a predicted model, not a curated record. Bases 117 to 431 code for a protein of 104 amino acids.
GAGGGGAAGGAGAGAGGGAAAAAGAAGAAGAAGAAGAAGAAGAAGGAAAGGGAAAAGAGGCAAGUCUGGCCCAGCAGGGAAAAAGCCCCCAAGCAAACAAAAGGGGGCGGGAGUGGAUGGAUGGAUGCCAGGCACCCACUGGCCGCUAUUGGACUGGAUGUCCGCACGGCUCGGAUAGCCUGGUGGAGUCGAGUCUAGUAUUAGUUUGCACGUCGUCCAUUCUCUUCUUGGGGGUUUCAGAAUAUCUUUUGUUCCAUUCCCUCGAUGCGGUGACGGUGACCGUUAGCUGCAAUCCUGACAUUCAGGGUCUGGCUACUAUUUUCUGGGUCGAUGGGCCAUCGAUGAGUGGAAGAGGAGUCAAACGACGUGUCUACUGUCUACUGAGUUGUUCGACACAGAAACUGACCCCGGACAUGGAUGAUUUGGAUUAAGAUUUUCCGAUGGUGGAAGGAAAACUCUAUUGC